CAUGGACGCGGUCUUCGUGGAGGAGGUGGCCGCCUCGCUGGUCAGGGAGUUUCUCAGCCGGAAGGGUCUAAAGAAGACGUGCGCGACCAUGGACCAGGAGCGCCCACGCUCAGACCUCAGCGUUAACAGCAGGAAUGACCUCCGCAAGCUUCUGCAUCUGGAGUUUCUCUACAAGGAGAACAAGGCAAAGGAAAAUCCACUCAAAACCAACCUUGAACUCAUCACCAGAUACUUUUUGGAUCUCUGCGGAAAUACUGCCAACAAUGUCGCUCGAGAAGCAGCGAUCCCUGAGCUCUUGGUUCCAAAGAAAAGUGGCCAAGUGCCCCUGAGCUGCUCCGAGGCCACUCUGGUCAACAUCUACGACCUCGGCGACGAGGACGCGGGCUGGAGGGCACGGUCAGGGCCGGGCAGAGCCAGGCAGGACAGCCUUGCCGGGGAUGUUGCUGGGAAUUUCGCCUCGUCCAGAAGGCGCUCCCCCCAACGUAAGCCCGGGCAGAGUGGCCCCUGUGAAAAUCUCCCCCUGGCCCCCACACGGGAGAAGACGGAUGAGAGUCUGUCGUCUGAACUCUCCUCAGACUCCAAGAGGGCGACAGAGAAGAGGAGGCCCAGGUCAGGCCUGCUGGCCCGAGGCAUGAUGGCCAGACCCACCGCCAACUCCCCACAGGACUCCCACCGCAGGCGUGGUCUGAGGUGCUCCCUGGCCCCGAGCAGUGUGCUCCAGCCGCAGGAGGAAGAGGGCCAGAGCGCGCCUGAGCUCUGCGCCCGCACCCCAGCCGGCCCCGGCCUCCCGCCAAGUCUGGCUCUGAGCGGCGCCUCCAGCCCCAGGAGCCCCGGGGGCCCGUUGGUCGAGCCCACCUCAGACAAGCCGGGGACCCUGCCUGGCGGCCCUCCGCCCUUGCCAAGCAGAGGGCCGUCCCCCUGGGAGAGGGGCAGGUGGAGUGACCUUCCGGAGGAGAGCUCAGAAGCCAGCCGGGCGCCCUUGAGGGUCUUGCCCAGUGGGGACGGCAGGACCAACCAGGAGAGGCUGGAAAGAGCGUUCAGGCGGCAGGGCGGCCAGCCCCUGCCUCUCAGGUGGGGACCUGGGCCUCGAACCCGGGUCCUUGUGCACUGUGACGUGUGUGCUCAACCAGGUGCACCUCCUGGCUCCGAAACCCAGGGAGGGCGCGGAAAACAUUUCUCAGCCUCAGGCUCAAAAGAGCUGUCAACCCCGACAGACACAGUGAAUGGACGCAGGAAACAUGAGUCGCCAGUGCCCAGCAAGGCUGCCAGCCAGCCCGACGUUCUGCUGCUCGAGGACGUGGAGGACGAAGUGACCAGAGAAGACGCAGUCCUGUCUCCCCCGCUCCUGUCAGUGCUCAAGCCACAGGCCGCGUCCAGGCCCAUGGACCUCUCAGUCGCCAAGGACAUCAAGAACCUUCUGUUUGGCUCCAGCUUCUGCUGCUUCAGUGAAGAAUGGAGACGCCAGAGUUUUCCCUUCAGCGAGGCAGCCUCCUUAAAAUACGGCAUCGUGCAGCACAAGGGUGGCCCCUGUGGGGUUCUGGCGGCUGUCCAAGGCUGUGUCCUGCAGAAGCUCCUGUUUGACGGCGACAGCACCGUGGACUGUGUGCGGCAGCUGCAGCCUUCCAACUCCCGCAGGACCCACUGCCUCGCCCUGGCCAUUGCAGACAUCGUGUGGCGUGCCGGCGGCCAGCAGAGAGCUGUGAUCACGCUGUCUUCGGGGACACAGCAGUUCAGCCCAACAGGGAAAUACAAAGCAGAUGGCGUCUUAGAAACACUCACGCUGCACAGCCUGACCUGCUACGAGGAGCUGGUGGCUUUCCUCCAGCAGAGCAUCCGGCAGUUUGAAGUGGGCCCCUAUGGCUGCAUCCUGCUCACCUUGUCCGCCAUCCUGUCCAGGACCACAGAGCUCGUCCGCCAGGACUUCGAUGUCCCCACCAGCCACCUGAUUGGAGCCCACGGCUACUGCACACAGGAACUUGUCAAUCUGCUCCUGACCGGGAGAGCGGUCUCCAACGUUUUCAACGACACGGUGGAGCUGAACUCUGGGGAUGGGAGUGUCACGCUUCUCAAAGGCAUCACUGCACGCAGUGACGUUGGCUUCCUGUCCCUCUUUGAGCACUACGAUGUGUGCCAGGUCGGCUGCUUCCUGAAGACGCCGAGGUUCCCCAUCUGGGUGGUGUGCAGCGAGAGCCAUUUCAGCGUGCUGUUCAGCCUGCAGCCGGAGCUCCUGCGGGACUGGCGGGCCGAGAGGUUCUUUGACCUGUACUACUACGACGGCCUCGCCAACCAGCAGGAGCAGAUCCGGCUGACCGUGGACACCACCCAGAUCGCCCCGGAAAACAGAAGCAGAGAGCUGGUCCCACCCCUGGAGCUGUGCAUCAGAACCAAGUGGAAGGGGGCUUCGGUGGACUGGAACGGCUCAGACCCUAUCCUGUGACCCGUCCCGAGGGUAAGCCCUGCGGCCCCCACUGCCCCACAGGGGCGACAGCCGAGCCCCAGGCCUCGUUUGGCUCUCUGGGAGGAGGCCACCCAGCCUGGCAGCACCGCCAUAGAAGCCUCCGGAACUUCCUGCCCUUCGGUGAAGGGUCAGCCCAGAACUGUGAUGAGGGCCAGGGGCGCGGCCCCACGCCCCCUCCCCUGGCAGCUGCGACCCCCGCCACGACUGAAGGAAGCUCUAGGCCUCCGUCUCUGUAUCUGUCCUCCUCCCUCGCUGCCCUCCGGGCUGUCGCCCCACCAAACCUCCGCCCGCGACCCUGGCUACCCCUUGUUUCCAGUAGUGGGUUUUCUAUAAAGAAGAAUCGAAGCCGGGCCAGGG
Erinaceus europaeus (western European hedgehog) is the source of this 2815-nucleotide messenger RNA. It is a transcript of the gene MINDY4, whose product is annotated as MINDY lysine 48 deubiquitinase 4. Gene Ontology annotation, molecular function: cysteine-type deubiquitinase activity; K48-linked deubiquitinase activity. Bases 2 to 2437 code for a protein of 811 amino acids. The transcript is spliced from 20 exons. The record is from RefSeq and is a predicted model, not a curated record. Gene Ontology annotation, biological process: protein K48-linked deubiquitination. NCBI's taxonomy places the organism in Eukaryota, Metazoa, Chordata, Mammalia, Eulipotyphla, Erinaceidae.